CGGGGACGGCUCAGGCUGUACAUGUUCGAGUGUCUCUUCCAGAUCCGAUGCGGAUUGCCAGCUUCAUUCCCUCCAAAUUUCUAUCUUCGCGCGGGUUUUUUCAUUUCGCGUUGCGCUUUCCUUUUGGGCCCAUUCUGAACUGAAGCAGUGCCAGGAGAGAUCGGCCAUGCAGCAGAAGACGGGCGCCGCUGCAGGCAUCGGCUUGCGACGGUCGACCUCCACUGCCCCGACAAGCCGCCGCUGGAUCCCACCUUCCCCCGCUGUGGCCCCUUUGCCCGCAGCCGCCCCGUCCGCGGUUGCCCCAUCUGGCCCGUAUGCAACCACCAGCGCCGCCCAGGCAGGCUCCCCGUCAGCGUCACCAGACGACGCGCUGCUCUCCCGCGGCGCGCGGAUGGGUUUCCGCGUCGGCACCCCGCCCGACCCGUCGUCUUGUCCAGGCGGUGCACGGCUCUACAACGCACCAACAGCGGCAAUGUUCCCCUCCACCACCGGCCCGUCGUUCUUUGAUUUGCUUCAAAGCUUCGAGGGCAUCAUGAGCUGUAUGAUGAUUCAGCCACACAACCAGCCCAAAAAUGCUCAUUUUAUUGGACAUCUGGGACAUACACUAAAUAACCCUAUUAACAUUCAGGUGAAGAUGCUUAUGAAGAAGAUGAGAUGGAGAUGGAGUUAGGACCGUGGCACGACUAAUCUAGAAACAAAAAGAUGGGAGAGUGAUGAGUGCAUGGCUCAAACACUCUGUUGACUCAAUUAGGGGAAACAGCAAAAAAUCUGAACAAUAUUGGUCGGAUGUGGCACAAGAGUACAACCUGACUACUCCAAAGAACAGACAGAGGACUAAAAAUCAGGUUAAGGAGAGGUGGCAGUGGCACAAGAUAAAUAAGUGGGCUAGCAUGUUCAAUGACUGUUAUUUGAAGGUUAGGACUUAGGAGGAUAUACACCGGUGGGUAUUCUGAUGAAAUGUGGUUAGAGAAAGCACCAACUAUAUGAGCAAGAGACUAAGGGACCACAUUUCAUUUUAAUGAAUGUGUGGAACAUGGUUCGGAGUUUGGCAAAGUGGAUUAGUAUAACAACCCAAUCCAGACUAAGAGGAAGGAGACACAGAAGGAUAACAAUGUAGAGGGAUGUGGACUUGAUGAUAUUGAUCUUCCUCGGUCAAUGGGACAGAAGAAGGCUAAACAUGCUGCAUGUGAAAGAAAAGGAAAAACAAAAGAUAGUGCCAUAGACAUCGAUGAGCUUGAUAGAUUUGAGAAGAUCCAGAAUGAUGUUCGUGCUAAUCGGCUUAAGCUACUAGAAAUGCAAGGAAAGUUAAAUAACGACAAGAUGGAGCUAUCAAAAAUUGCUCUCC
Messenger RNA from Zea mays, 1345 nucleotides. RefSeq lists its product as uncharacterized. NCBI's taxonomy places the organism in Eukaryota, Viridiplantae, Streptophyta, Magnoliopsida, Poales, Poaceae. The record is from RefSeq and is marked predicted.